ACGUAGUGGUUAACCGCUGGUGCAUUUGAAAUAUCAAAACGGCGAACAGGCAAGAAGCAAGAAUGUUAGCGACAGAGUGCACAAGACGCGGAUAUUGUAAAUAAGGGCCACUCAAUUGGGAGGGUAGCCUGUGAACUGGGGACGAGCAAGGCCACGUUGGAACCGGAAUAGCUUGAGACUUCAAGCAAACUUGCCUCGUGUGUUCGAUGCUUCUUAGCUACCUUUCGCGGUUCGAGCUACCUUAGCAGAACACUCAAUUUGCCUAGUACGCAAGAAUCAUUCGAGAUUGAAUCAUGCUCGAGGCAAAACUAGCUGCGUGCGAAUUUGUUGGCAACUGAGCGUAAACUGUACCGGACAAUCGGUAUCGCGACCAGUGCACAGAAAACGAUUGGAUAAUAGCCUUCAUAUCACGGCACGCUUAUCUCGUCUUUACGACAAUUCGAAAAGAUGUCCUUUGGGCGCGUAUUGAACUUUAAUAAGAAAGCGGUCAAAGUCUUUUUCGACAACCUAAGCACUUUGGUGGAGCCAUACAAUUUUGCAAAACAUAAUUACGUCAAUGUAAGACUGAAUCCUAUUUUGCUAGCAACUCGAGAGAGAGAGAGAGAGAGAGAGAGAGAGAGAGAGCAGGAGAAUAGUUAUGACAGUAGUUUGGCUUGUUCCUACCGUUACGCUACCGUCAUUCCGUCAUCGGCAGUAGAAGCCGCCAAUCGUUUCAUGUCUAGCCAUUGUCAAUCGACGUGACCAAAAAGUACCGUGCAUCAUUGAGGAACACAACAGGCAGCAUCUUCGUUAGUGUAGAGCUAGUCGAAAUCAUUCAUUUGAACAAAGCUUUCGCAACAAGAGAAUCCAAGUGAGAUCGAGUUUAGUUAGCUCUAAAAAGCAGCGUUGACAUCGUUACAUCUGUUCCGCCGCUCGAAUAAGCUAUUAAAACUCUUAGACGUAGCAGUCUUAAAGCUUGACCUGACACAGCUAAACAGGUUUUUGUUACGCCAGAAGGAUUUCAAUCUAUGACAUCCCCGGAUCGGCAAAGGGGGCACGCGAGAAAUCAUUUACGGUGGCAGAUAUUGUUGGAGAGUUUCAAACGACAAAUCUCUUUCUGCUGGACGAGAAUACAUUCACAGAAGGUGGCUUUCUUCCUUUGGUGGUGCAAACUGAUAACAGCCAGGGCCGUCAAGCCAGCACGGGGUGUUAACUGCUGGAACAGCUGUUAAUCCGCGGAAAUAGAGGCUAAGUUGCGGGCAAGUCCGUUGCUCUAUCGCAGUGAGCAAAAGGCAGAAUCCGUAAAUCAUCCCGUUUUUAAAAAUUUUAACUAUUUAAUAGAAUUCAAUUGUGCUGUCCAAAUUUAUAUGCUGCUCAAAAAUAUCUGUUUUCUUUAUAAAAUAGUGAAAUAUUUAGAGGAUGCCCAAUUGCCCAAAAGACUGACCGUUCCAUCCAAUCAUACUGAUUGGCUUGUUCACACGGAAUCCUAAGUGGCUGGUGAAAUCUGGUGGGACUAUAUGACACACGUGCCCAAAUCAAUAGCUACAGUACUCCAGGAGAACACUGUGACAGUCCAUGAUGGACUCUCGAAGCUGUCGGCGUUCACAGAACCUACGAAGGUACUCCAAGCUUUCACUUCAGGAAAUCAACGACAAUCGCUAUGUUACGAACGUCAUUUACGUUUUAACCAAUUAAAUGCCAUGAUAAGGUCAAAUAAUGCUAGCCCAAACUCAUCUGUAGCGUUACGAUUUUAUCCUGAGAGCCUUCUUAGCGGCGAGGAGUUCCAGCGGAUGAGGACAGGCUAUAUUCCGCAAAAAAUUACGCGCGUAAUACCAUUUAGAAAAAGGCCAACAAAGAGAACAGCUGAGGAGUACCUCAACUACGCUGAGCAAGGACUAGUGACUCCAGUAAAAAAUCAGAAGGAGUGUGGCGCAUGUUACGCUUUCACGGCCUUGUCGGUGCUCGGAUCAGCGUUUCUGAGAAAGUUUGGUAAAACAACGGAUUUCUCUGAACAGCAGGGAAUUGACUGUACGUUCAGCCGUUAUGAUGUUCGCAUGAACCGUGGCUGCCAUGGAGGGCAUCCGUACUACGUCCUGCUGUACGCAAAAACAAAGCAAUUCGUUAGUCAGACGAAUUAUCGCUAUCACAACAGACUGCAGCAUUGCAACAUUGUCGAAAAGGCCCAGACUGUAUCCCUGCGCGCAGGUGUGGUAGAGUCCGAUGGAAGUGACGAGGCUCUCAUGCAAAUCUUGCGAAAAAUGGGCCCAGUAUCUGUCGCUAUCAGUGUAGGUGACUCGGACUUCAAACAUUACGGUGGAGGCAUAAUUACGCAAUGCGGUACGGUUCCCGAUCAUGCCGUUGUUUUAGUGGGAUAUAGAGUAUCUGAUGAUGCUGAAGGAUCUUACUGGAUUAUCAAGAAUUCCUGGGGUACCAAGUGGGGUGAAAAUGGAUUUGCCAGGAUUCGCAUGGGGGCUUGUAAUAUAUCCGAGGACAGGCCCGUCGCUGUUAUUUUAAAAUAAUCUGUAUGACAUCUAGGAACUGAAAUCAUUUCCUAUUAGUUUUCAAAACUAGGAACGUUUAUACAGUCCGUUCGCGUACAUUGAUGUUUCGAAAUUGCAAAUUAUAAUGUAUAUGAUUCGUUCGAAUUAGUAGCUAACACGAGUUCCUAACUAAGGCUAGUUAUGUUAGCAUGUAAUAUUUAAGUUAACUGGGUACUAAAAUAGAAGUCAUCUGUAUUUUUAGACUUACAUUGAUAUGAUUACAUUGAAAGUUAAAAAUAUACUGUGGGAUUAGUGCAUGUUCCUUUCUUAGAGUAGGUUUAAGCCUGUUUGGCAGUGGUUUUAUUUUUAUUAAAAAUUAAUAAAUACUUACUUUUAUCUCUACUGAAACAGUGCAUCCUAUGGAGGUGAAACGCAAUAGAUUAUAAAUUUUCCAUACGGUAAUCUUCUUGCUAAUAAAAAAUC
Messenger RNA from Varroa destructor (honeybee mite), 2942 nucleotides. RefSeq lists its product as uncharacterized. Lineage: Eukaryota; Metazoa; Arthropoda; Arachnida; Mesostigmata; Varroidae. Gene Ontology annotation, molecular function: cysteine-type peptidase activity. The record is from RefSeq and is a predicted model, not a curated record. Gene Ontology annotation, biological process: proteolysis.